AUGAAACAAUUAUCAUUAAAACAUUUUAUUAUUCGUUCACAAGCUAUUGCAUUAUAUAGAGAUAUAAUGAGAACAUUAUUGAAAAUUCAAGAUCAAGAUUAUCGAAAAGAAAUGCGAGACUGGGCAAGAAUUGAAUUUAAUCGUCAUCGAACAUUGAAAGAUUUAGGAGAAAUUAGAACACAGAUAGCAUUAGGAAGACGAAAUUUAAAUGAAUUAAAAUUAUCUAUGCAAAUGGCUUCUUAA
Messenger RNA from Adineta steineri, 243 nucleotides. The record is from the annotation of a GenBank genome assembly. Lineage: Eukaryota; Metazoa; Rotifera; Eurotatoria; Adinetida; Adinetidae.